CGGCCGCUCGCACCACCAAUCUUCGAUUCCGGCAGCUUUGCGAUGGAGGAAGCGCGACGCCGGGGCGAAACAUCGCGAGAUUGGACGAGAGCUUCGCCAUGGAAUCGGCCAUUGCCCUCUCUCCCGCCACACCUUCUAUUGUGUGGCUCUCAUGCCUCUAGCGCUAUAAUUCGAGAUUAUUCCAUGGAAGAUUCGUCUCUUUUCAUGGUGGCAUUGUUAGGGUUUAUAGAGGCUACAAGGCGCUAGCGUCCAGAUCGAUGCAACACAGUAGGCCUAGCAGAUCUACAGGCGAGCUACUCGGGGUCGAUCGAAUCCAAUGCUGUCAGCUUGCCAAUAGUACUGUGGGGGCGAUUGGCUGGAGUGAUUCAAGCGGGGGAUUUUGGCGUGCGCGAUGAUCCAAAUUCUGGGGCUUUGUGAGGGUCGCAAAGGGACGCGAUUGGCGACGGAUUGGAACGCGGCUGCGAAUGGAUGCCUAGGACUUGCCGCGCUCCUCGGAUCGUCACGCCAUGGAUCUAUUUAGAAAGCCGCCAAGCGCGUUCUAGCAGCUCCGCCGCGGGGUUUUGGAGAUGAAUUCCUGUAGCAAGGCGAUUCUCAAGCCCUCGAAGGAUGUGGUGCCGCUCAGCACCUGGAUCCUCAUCUCCAAGCUCAAGGUGGAGUACAUGCUCACGCGCGGCGCCGACGGAUCCUUCAACCGCAACCUCGCCGAAUUCCACGAUCGCAAGGCCAGCGCUAGCCUCGCCCCACACGACGGCGUCGCGUCCAUGGACGUGACCAUUGAUCGCUCCUCCGGCCUUUGGUCCCGGAUCUUCCUCCCCGCCAUCGCCUACGCCCAAGAAGAGCAAGAAAAUCGCGACGACAAAGUGCCCAUAAUCUUCUACUUCCACGGCGGCAGCUACGCGCACUCCUCCGCCAAUACCGCGCUGUACGACAUGGUGUGCCGCCAGCUCUGCCGUACGUGCCGGGCGGUGGUCAUCUCCGUCAACUACCGCCGGGCGCCGGAGCACCGCUGCCCGGCGGCGUACCGCGACGGCCUGGCGGCGCUCCGGUGGCUCCGGCUGCAAGCCGCCCGGCACGUUGCUGCCACGUGGCUACCGCCGGGGGCCGACCUCUCGCGGUGCUUUCUAGCGGGGGACAGCAGCGGCGGUAACAUGGUCCAUCACGUGGGCGUCGCGGCGGCUACCGCGCGGCACGAGCUCUGGCCGGUGCGCGUCGUUGGGCACGUUCUCUUGAUGCCCAUGUUUGGCGGUGUGGAGAGGACCGCGUCCGAGAGGAGGCUGGACGGGCAGUACUUUGUGACGGUCAAGGACAGGGAUUACUACUGGAAGCUCUUCUUGCCCGAGGGGGCGGACAGGGAUCACCCGGCUUGCAACGUUUUCGGGCCCGGCUCGGCCGCGGAAAGGGUGCUCGGGGAGAUUCCAGUGCCAAAGUCGCUGGUGGUGGUGGCGGGGCUGGAUUUGACGCAGGACUGGCAGCUACGGUACGCUAGGGGGAUGGAGAGAUCCGGGAAGAGCGUGGAGGUCCUGGUGCUCGAGGACACGCCAGUGGGUUUCUUCAUCUUUCCAAACACCGAGCAGUACUACCGGGUGAUGGACAAGAUCCGGGGGUUUGUGCGCGACGAGGAGGAGCCCAUGGAUUCCUCGACGUGGAGAGAUUCAUCGCUCGCUCGCCAGGUACUUCCAAGUUUGUGUGGGUGUUUUCCUUGGAUUGAUCUCUUGUGUAGGAAAGAGAAUAAGAACACGACCUGAAAGAAGAGGAGACUUGGGAUCUCCCGCUUUCAAGCUUGUUCCAAGACUUGGAACCUUUGUUUUGGUAGCUUCCAAAAAGAAAGAAAGUAUAGACGGCGCAGAUUGUCGCCAUCCAACGCUCCAGAUUCACAGACACUGUGUUCGUCACGCUUUCGCGGGCGCCGUGUUUGUCUACAACAAGAUGUACGCCGGAUUGAGGCAAAACAAGCGUUCCAUAAGACUCUGUCUGCUAGUUGCGUGGGAUUUUGAGGAAUCCACGGAUGCUCGCAGCAUAUGCAGUCUAAGGUAUAUCUUAAUUAGAGAGAAUAUUUCACGGCCAGGAGGAUAUUCUUUCUCUUGCCGACAGGAUAUUCGACUCUAGGCACAAAAAUAUUCUUUAGACUUUGAUUC
This is a messenger RNA of Selaginella moellendorffii, 2135 nucleotides long. RefSeq names its product gibberellin receptor GID1C. The record is from RefSeq and is a predicted model, not a curated record. The coding region runs from base 567 to 1745 and encodes 392 amino acids. Gene Ontology annotation, molecular function: hydrolase activity. The transcript is spliced from 2 exons. Lineage: Eukaryota; Viridiplantae; Streptophyta; Lycopodiopsida; Selaginellales; Selaginellaceae.